Molecule: messenger RNA, 1112 nt
Organism: Aegilops tauschii subsp. strangulata
Lineage: Eukaryota; Viridiplantae; Streptophyta; Magnoliopsida; Poales; Poaceae
Source: RefSeq, a predicted model, not a curated record
CUCAGCCGUCCGAUCCAAAAUCAACAGUUGAUAUUAAUAAUAAAACUGAGGGGAUGACGCAGAAUCUUAUACCGAAUGAAUGAAAUAAAUAAAACGAAAACAUCACCUGCCGCGCCAGAACCUCCAUUAGAGCGGGAGAAACGCAAAAUUUCCCCCCGAUCCGCCUCCACCUUCUUCGAAUCAUUCUCGGCUCUCUUUCCCCGGCCCGCUCGAGAAAGAACCUGGGUCCGCCAUGGCGACGCUCUUCCUCGCCCUGCAGUGCGUGGAGUGCUCCACCAUGCAGGUGAAGCAGCAGAAGAAGAGCAGCAACAAGUGGGCGUGCGCGGUGUGCAACCGGCGCCAGUCCGUGCUCCGCGUGCACGCCCGCGGCUACCGCGCCGCCGAGCUGCGCCGCUUCGUCCAGGACGCCAACCUCGCACGCGGCCGCGGCGCGCCGGUGCGCGAGGCGGACUGGGACCCGCCGGCGGCCGGGGAUGAGCAAGACGAGCCCCCGAGGGAGAGGAAGCGGAUGGACUGGUCCGAGUACCUGGACGACACCGGGGAGCGUCAUGGCGGCAGCGGCUUUGCUGAUUCUCUUGAUGAUGGGAUUGAAGUGACAACUGAGCUACCCCAGGAAAGACCUAAAGCUCCUUCCUUGAAGAGGCCCCCAAAAGCCCAAUUGGGUGUAGCUGGAAAGAGGCCCAAGCCGCCAAUCAACCCCUCUUUAUCCAAGAUGCAGCAAAUGGAACAAGGUCCAACUUGCCCAACUGUCUGCUCUGCAACUUCUACUGCUGAAGCACAAAGAUCAAAGUUCAGCAAGUAUUUGGACAGUAGCUUCUUUGAAGAUAGAAAUCAGGAGGGUCCUGGGCUCCAUUGGACUGACCUUGAUGAAAGUGCUCCCACUACUGAGGUAGUGGUGGAUGAUGAGGUACACCCCGAUUUCAUGUGAUUGUUCUGGUCUGGGAUUGCUACUCCUAUAUCCUAUAUAUUUAAAAUAGCAAGUUGUAAGAUAAGAUUAAAUGUGCUGUUGGCAAAAUGUUAUUCUGUUUGAUAGCAUUAUGGACUUUUGGAAUGCUUUUGAGUUGGACGAAAAGAGUACUGAAAGUAAAUUAUGGUACAUACUAAUUUUUCUA